Molecule: messenger RNA, 1467 nt
Organism: Pteropus alecto (black flying fox)
Lineage: Eukaryota; Metazoa; Chordata; Mammalia; Chiroptera; Pteropodidae
Gene: ADISSP
Product: chromosome unknown C20orf27 homolog
Exons: 6
Coding region: 360-896 (178 amino acids)
Source: RefSeq, a predicted model, not a curated record
CGGAGACGGGGGGCGUGCCCGUGAAGCGGGCGGCGGCCGAGCGGGGUUCUCCCCGCGUGUUGGGUGUUGAGACCCCGGCUGCCACUGCGACCGCCACCGCUGCAGCUGCGGUCGUCCGGCUUGGCCUCAGGGUGAGCCCCGCGCGGUGAGACUGCUCCUCCUCCCGUCACCUCCCGGUUCCUCCUUGCUCGCGGAGAUCCCUUCUCUUCGGAGCCUCUGUCCCAGAGAGUCGGUGAAUGAGACCCCAUCCGUCUUGGCGAGGCUCCUGCUGGUGUCCUUGGAGGAUGGGAGGCUGCUGAGCUUGAGUGGCGUGGUCUGGCAGGAGCUGCGUGUCUCACCCUGUGGCAGGGAGGGUGUCCAUGGCUGCAUCCAACAAAGGCAACAAGCCCAGAGUCCGGAAUAUCCGCUUUGCGGCAGGCCAUGAUGCAGAAGGCUCCCAGAGCCAUGUCCACUUUGAUGAGAAGCUGCAUGACUCGGUGGUCAUGGUCACCCAGGAGAGUGACAGCAGCUUUUUGGUCAAGGUUGGCUUCCUGAAGAUCCUGCACAGAUAUGAGAUUACCUUCACUCUGCCCUCGGUGCACAAACUGAGCAAGGACAUCCGAGAGGCACCUGUUCCCAGCCUGCACCUCAAGCUCCUCAGCAUCAUGCCUGUCCUGGAAGGUUACAGCGUCAAGUGUGAGUACACAGCGCACAAGGAAGGCGUCCUCAAGGAAGAGAUGCUGCUAGCCUGUGAAGCUGGUGCUGGCACCUGUGUGCGUGUGGUGGUGCAGGCACGAGUCAUGGCCUGCCUUGCAGACCGGCACCAUGGCACACCCAUGCUCCUGGAUGGUGUCAAGUGUGUGGGUGCCGAGCUAGAAUACGACUCGGAACACAGCGACUGGCAUGGCUUCGACUGAGGCCCACGCCCCAGCCCACCUCGGGGCCCCUCAGCCUUAAUCUCCACCUCAUCUCCCCAAAUGCUGCGUGAUGGUGUGGCUUCCUCAUCCUUCCCCAGGGUGGGCGUGGGGCUAGAGUGUCCAGGGGCUUCCAAGCCAAGGCCUCUCCUACAUCUCACCUCUGCCUUCAUUAGUACCACCUCCCUGCCUCUCCUGCAUCCUCCUCUUCCCAAUUCCUCCUCGUGUGCCUCAGUCUCCUGCCAGAAGAAAUGGGUUGAGCCCCCAAGGAGGCUAUCUGAGGGGGAAGAGGGAGGACCUGGGGUGGGUUCUUACCGCCCCCCCCCCCUGCAAGCCAUAGGAUCUCUAGCCAGGGCCUGGGAGAGGAGGGGGCUGGCUCUGUGAUGCCAUUGUCCUCACUACUGCUGCUGCUUUCAUUUUAGCCACCUCUGAUGCCCCUUCCCUCUCCCACUGCUGUCCAUGGUGAGUAGGAGGGAGGUGCAGUUCCCAGUCCCUACUCCCCCAGAUGUGUGUUACUUGGUUUUUAAUGACUGGUUGGGAUAAAUCCCUAAAGAAAUAAACUUUCAGUUGGAUA